Hyaloscypha bicolor E is the source of this 1798-nucleotide messenger RNA. RefSeq lists its product as uncharacterized. NCBI's taxonomy places the organism in Eukaryota, Fungi, Ascomycota, Leotiomycetes, Helotiales, Hyaloscyphaceae. The transcript has a single exon. The coding region runs from base 479 to 1633 and encodes 384 amino acids. The record is from RefSeq and is a predicted model, not a curated record.
UUUCCUUAAAACUUUAUUCUACCAAGCACUAUCAACCUCUCAAUACCAGGCAUUAUCCUCCUGCCUUCAUCUGCAAGUGGUAACGACUCUUUACCUUUAGGCAGCCUAGGCAACCGCCUUCCAAAAUCUGCAAAUCCCUGCCACCGAUUUUUCUGAUUUGGCUUCCUUCGUGCCUCAUAAGACUUUAAGAGCGAUUUCUUUCCAUUCUGAUUUCAUUGUCGCUUGGUAUUGGCUAUCUUUAGAGUGUGGACAGCAUCACGUGUGUUCUUGCCGAGAAGCUGCAUGAGCAUAUCGAGUCAUCCCCAGCCUCGUCUUUUCAGCAACAUCAGAGAUUCGAGGACUUAAACAAGAGAAAUUCCCUUUCUAUUUCUCCUCAAAGAACACAAGGGCCCAACGGAAAAUUAUUUUCGAAUUGCAGGUGAAGAGAUAAUUGGUAAAGACAGCUACACAACAAGUCAACCCCACUACACCAAGCACUAUGGCAGGCACCAUGGAUCGGCUCGAGAGACGUAAUCAACUCACCAGACUGCGUGUUGAAUCUCUGGAACGCGGGAAUCUAGUCCUUCCGCCACAUGAAAGAUGGCCCACCGUCAAGAGUGUUCGUCGAUACCAAGAGCGAAAAUCUGGCUCUCCUUCGGCUAGCCAACCAUCAGUGCCUCCUGCAGCAUCUCAGUCUAACGACCAGAACGGCGGCGCAGGCUCGUCAAGUCCCAAGGGCAAGGCCAAGGACACCAAGACCGCUGCAUCUAAGCACACCCCUUUCCCUUUCCCGAUAUCUUCAACCAAGAACAGUAAACCAUUCCCGCAAUUCUCCCGUUUUCCACCCGAGAUCCGCAUCCAGAUCUGGGAACUCGCGCUGCUACUCCCAAGGUUCAUCGAAGCGCAGUUCUGCACACAAUUCUACCAGCCCUCAUUCGUCAACUACGUCGAUCGGCCUGUCUUAGUCUCUGUAUGCCAUGAAAGCAGAGCUAUUGCACUUGCCUCAGCUCCAGAUAUCAAGUCUCUGAAAGCCUUGACUUUCAAACCCCAUCCACUUUACCGAACUCGAUUUCAGUUAGCACGCAACCACCCCAAUCCGGACCUUGCUUCUCACAACAGCAGGGGUCCUGGCGCGGAGAGUCGUCGUCAGCAAGAGCCUAAGCCCAACAGAACCUUACACUUCAAUCCAGAGCGUGACACCAUUUUCUUCCGUUCUCUCGAUUUUCCACAAAACGAGCUUAGUUCUUUCGUGCAUCAAAUCAACGGAAUGAAUACCAUUCAAAAUCUUGCCAUUCCUCUGGAGCUGUGGAAAGGCAUUCCUUCGAAGUUGCAGUGGCACGGCAUUCUUUCGUCUAUGCCAGAGUUGAAGACAGUGAUGUUCAUGGUUGGUUCAAAGGAGAAGUCUUGGAGAGGCAUCCAGCAGAGCAUUGAGCUGAGAGAUGUGGAGCAGUGGUUCGUGGAUGGGAGGAGUAGGGAAGUCCACCGAGGGAACGGCGGGACGAUUGAUGUCAAGGAUGUGGAGCCGUAUUUGAAACGCCUUCUUCCUUAUACGUCUUAUACGUAUGUGGUUACUCGUACGGGGACACGGUCCAGGAGAGCUGUGAGGAGGGUGGUUCAUAUUAGGGUUGUGGCUUGGAAGAGAGAGCGGUCUUGAAUUUAUAGUUGGUUGUUUGCCUUUAUGGCAGGGAGUUUACAUUUAUGGCAGGGAGUUUACAUUUAUGGCAGGGAGUCUACAUUUAUGGCAGGGAGUCUACAUUUAUGGCAGGGAGUCUACAUUUAUGGCAGGGAGUAGGGACUUACUGCAAUGCGUUUGGUUUGU